Magallana angulata is the source of this 301-nucleotide messenger RNA. RefSeq lists its product as uncharacterized. Bases 14 to 301 code for a protein of 95 amino acids. NCBI's taxonomy places the organism in Eukaryota, Metazoa, Mollusca, Bivalvia, Ostreida, Ostreidae. The record is from RefSeq and is a predicted model, not a curated record. The transcript has 5 exons.
UGCCUGGACCGAAAUGCAGAAAUUUAACAGCAGAGUAGAUAAAGCCUAUGCGCACGCCUUAAACCUGGAUCGAAUGACCCAGGAAUCUUUCGUAAAGAUGACCCCAAAAGACAUGAACAACAACACGCAACCUUGUUCAGGGAGAGAAUAUGGAAAUCCAGAAGACGGAUUGAAGAGUCAAGGACGAAUUUUGAAUUUCCUGAAGAGACAUGGAAGAAAAAUUAAUGUACCAAACACUAAACCACAGGAAACAUCUCCCAGCUUUCGAUGCAGGGUCAAAAAGUUCUUUGGAUUUCGAUGA